UCUCAAAGAUAACUCUCCAUUGAUCCUUUCCAUUCGAUACUUAGCUACGCGAGACUUCCAUAGGAUUUAUCCAGCAAUAUGAAGUUCGCAUCAAUCAUCACUCUGGUACUACCAGCAGUAGCACUAGCUCAGACAUCUACCCCAGCCGCCAGCGACACUCCGGCGCCUUCUGGACCCCCAGACUUGUCAGUCUGCGAAAAGCAGGCUGGUCCUUACGCCGAUGCUUGCCCUAAGUGUAAUCCAAAGUGUGUAGGCUCAUCCGCUUACGAGGAUUGCCUAUUCAGCGUAUUCUCAGCAAUCAAUGGUAUUCAGUCCCAAUGCUGGCAACACGGUGGCAACAACUGCAGGGACGUGGCUAUUAACGAAGUUUGCGGCUGAGAGGAAUCUAUGCCGGGCAGGUGAUUAGGAGGAAAGAGAG
Molecule: messenger RNA, 418 nt
Organism: Daldinia vernicosa
Lineage: Eukaryota; Fungi; Ascomycota; Sordariomycetes; Xylariales; Hypoxylaceae
Exons: 2
Coding region: 79-378 (99 amino acids)
Source: RefSeq, a predicted model, not a curated record